Messenger RNA from Penicillium pulvis, 888 nucleotides. RefSeq lists its product as uncharacterized. The transcript has a single exon. The coding region runs from base 1 to 888 and encodes 295 amino acids. The record is from RefSeq and is a predicted model, not a curated record. Lineage: Eukaryota; Fungi; Ascomycota; Eurotiomycetes; Eurotiales; Aspergillaceae.
AUGUCUCCAACCUUCCCCCCGGUUGACCAAAGCCAGUCACCUAGCUUAGCAUGCUCGGACAAGACAAACGAGCUUGCUAAGUGGACCGAUGGCGAGCCAUCGGUCAAUAUCUCGAUCUCUCCGCUUAAAACCAAGAUCUUGACCACCGACGCGGAAUAUGAGCUGGAGCUAUGCUCAGCAAAGUCGCUGUCCCAACUUCAAAGGCCAAUGGCCGUUUAUCGCCAAGCGCUAGUCGACUAUUAUCUUGCGGAUGCCAAACAGGGUGGCCACUCUGACAAAAAAGCUCAAUUGAGAAAUGUUCGUUUCCUACGCGAUACUGCAGAGAAUAUUCUCCAUAUCGCUGAGAACGAGGGCUUGAAAAACUCCGGGCUCUACCGCCAAGUACAACAAGUUUUUCAGAGCAGCCGAAAUCAUGCUCUGUAUCUUUCCGAAGACCGCCGUCGUCAGACCAACCAGGUAAAGAGUGAUAGCUCCGGGGGCAAUCAUGGCCUGAGAAUUAGUCACAAUCAGAGCUUUGGAGAUCGCGGAAUCCAUUUCGCUUCUUCAAAGAGGGGCAGAUCGCAUAGUGAAGAACGCUCUUAUCACGACUCAGUGGUGCACGAUGACAGACAGCAUGGACAAAUCGCAUUCGACUCGAGACCCGACCGGGAGUACGGCUCACGCUACCAUGGCACCCGAAGGUUUCUUCGCAGAGAAAUGGAUACCAUGACCGCCACUCGCGAUGCCCUUGAUGAUUCUAAUAUUUUUGACGAUCAUGAUACUAUCGCUGCCCAAGGUGCCUACCAUGAUAGAUCCUCAUAUUACGUCCAGGUUUACCCCCGCCAAGACACUGAAUCGAACCGACGCAGCGGCAGAGGACUUUUGGAUUCAUGGCGCCCUCCAACAUGA